AUGGACAACAUGGAUCUGGUGGUCAUUGGCGCAGGCUGGAGCGGGCUCGCUGCCGUCAAGGCCUUUCGCGAACUCAACCCUGACGCGAAUGUGCUUCUUGUCGAGGCGGCCAGCUCCAUUGGUGGAGUCUGGGCGAAGCACCGCCUGUACAAGGGCCUCAAAUCGAAUAACAUGCUGGGCACGUACGAAUUCAGCGACUUUCCCAUGGACGAGACGACGUUUGGCGUGAAGCCCGGCGAACACAUUCCCGGCGACGUCGUGCAGCGGUACAUGGAGGCCUAUGCUGCGCACUUCGGCUUCACGGAUAACAUUCGACUGAACCACCGCGUGGAGAGCGCCGAACACAAGCUGGACGGAACCUGGCAGCUGGUGGUGUCGCACGAGGCACAAUCCAUCACCAUUGACACCAAGAAGCUCAUUGUAGCCACAGGCAUCACCUCGCAAGCCUACCUACCCACCUUUGAGGGACAGGAGACCUUUGGCGCACCGCUCUUCCAUUGUCGCGACAUGCUGCAACAUGAGGAGACCCUCCUCAAAGCUGGGGAGCGCGUGACGGUGUUUGGCGGGACCAAAUCCGCCUGGGACGCAGCGUAUGCGUGUGCUACAUCGGGGAUGAAGGUCGACUGGAUCAUCCGCGAGUCUGGCCACGGCCCCAAUUGGAUGGCGCCGCCCUACGUGACUCCGUUGAAGCGAUGGCUCGAGAAGCUGGUCACCACACGCUUCCUGACGUGGUUCAGCCCGUGUAUCUGGGGCCAGGCCGAUGGUUACUCGCGCGUACGAGGCUUCCUGCACGGCACCUGGCUGGGCCGCAAGAUUGUCGAUGCCUUCUGGGCAGUGCUAGCCGACGACGUGGUGCAGCUCAAUGGCUUCAACAAGCACCCCGAGGUGAAGAAGCUGCAGCCAUGGGUCAGUCCCUUCUGGAUCGCCUCAUCCCUCAGCAUCCUCAACUACCCCACCGACUUCUUCGAGCUGGUCAAGGACGGCACUAUCAAGGUGCACGUCACCGAACUCGAUCAUCUCUCGGACCAUACCGUGCAUCUGGGCACCGGUGAGGCCCUGCCGACGUCUGCGCUGAUCUGCUCGACUGGCUGGCGCGCAACCCCGAACCUCAAGUUCCUCCCUGAGGGCAUCGACCGCGAGCUGGGCUUCCCGUGGAGCGCUGACCCGCUGGAUGAGAAGAUGGUGAAGGCCGCCGACGAGGAGAUCCUGCGGCGAUUCCCGCGGCUGCGCAACGGACCGCCUCGCAACCCUCUCUACCGCCCGCUCAACAACCAGGCCGAGGCCUCAGCACCGCAUCCAUUCCGUCUGGCGCGCUUCAUGGUGCCUCUGUCGCUCGCCCGGGAGCGUUCGCUGGCCUUUAUGGGUGUCACCAUGACCAUCAACACCACGCUGAUUGCGCAGACCCAAGCCUUGUGGAUUUCAGCCUACUUUGGCGGCCAGCUCACGCCGACUGCCGUCGAAACGUGCCCGGCUGCAGUACGUGCUGCUUCGGACUACAAGACGGAGGAUCUCGAUGAGCUCGACUUGGCCUGGGAGACGGCGCUGCACUCCGAGUUUGGCCGGUUUCGCUACCCCGGGGGAUUUGGCCAUCGCAAUCCCGAUUUCGUCUUCGAUGCUAUUCCGUUCAUCGACCUCAUGCUGCGGGAUCUGGGCUUGUCCCCGGAGCGAAAGCAGGGCAUGUUGGCCCGGUGCUUCCACCCGUAUGGCACGGAGGAUUACCCGGGCCUGGUGGAUGAGUGGAAGGCGAAGCAGUCUCGCAAAUAA
This is a messenger RNA of Penicillium argentinense, 1764 nucleotides long. RefSeq lists its product as uncharacterized. NCBI's taxonomy places the organism in Eukaryota, Fungi, Ascomycota, Eurotiomycetes, Eurotiales, Aspergillaceae. The transcript is spliced from 2 exons. The record is from RefSeq and is a predicted model, not a curated record. The coding region runs from base 1 to 1764 and encodes 587 amino acids.